AUGAUAGAGGCAUUCAACAGGGUGUUGCAGCAGAUGACAACCAUCCUGGCAGACAAUGCAGGAUUCGACUCGUCAAACAUUGUAUUGAAGCUGCAGAUGGCACAUUAUGAUGGACAGAGGGAUGCCAGUCUCAACAUGAACGAAUGGAUGAUCGUGUUGAUGCGGAUGCUUGGCAUCACAGAAAGUUACAAGCUGAAGUGGCAGGUGGUGCUGAGCAUGAGCAAAACUACAGAGAUGAUUCUCUGA
Laetiporus sulphureus 93-53 is the source of this 246-nucleotide messenger RNA. RefSeq lists its product as uncharacterized. The transcript is spliced from 2 exons. The coding region runs from base 1 to 246 and encodes 81 amino acids. Lineage: Eukaryota; Fungi; Basidiomycota; Agaricomycetes; Polyporales; Laetiporaceae. The record is from RefSeq and is a predicted model, not a curated record. Gene Ontology annotation, molecular function: ATP binding.